Homalodisca vitripennis (glassy-winged sharpshooter) is the source of this 890-nucleotide messenger RNA. RefSeq names its product cytochrome P450 4C1-like. The record is from RefSeq and is a predicted model, not a curated record. Gene Ontology annotation, molecular function: oxidoreductase activity, acting on paired donors, with incorporation or reduction of molecular oxygen; monooxygenase activity; iron ion binding. NCBI's taxonomy places the organism in Eukaryota, Metazoa, Arthropoda, Insecta, Hemiptera, Cicadellidae.
ACAGGUUUUGUGUUUGGUGGUCAGUUGUCAUCUGUAGCAGCAGUAAAGGAUCUCUUUCAGUCUGAGUAGUCAUCUGAGGUUAGCAGUCAGUGUAUCAUCUAGAACAAACAAGUUUGAACAUCUAGGCUGCACCACACUAGAUUUGGUGACCAACUCCCAAGAUGAUAGUGGAGUUGUUAUUACUUGCCCUGUUACUUCUGGUUCUCCGCUUGUUUGUGUUUAAAUCUAAAGCACAGAGAAUGUAUGAUAAAUUCCCAGGGCCCAGAUCCUAUCCUAUAAUUGGCUCUCUACUGGAAUUUGACUAUCCAAACGUUGAAGUGACAGAGACCUUUAAACAACUCUCCUACAAGUAUGGACCUGUCUAUAUGAUAAGAAUGGGACUGGAUCCAGUUAUAUGCGUCAGGAGUCCACAAGAUUUUGAGGCAAUUCUUGGCAGCACUACUAUCAUUGAUAAGGCUCCAUCAAUCUAUUGGAUUCUAUAUUCAUGGCUGAACCGAGGUCUUCUUACCAGUGAAGGAAGUAAGUGGAGAAAGCACAGGAAAAUAUUGACACCAGCUUUCCACUUCAGAAUCUUGGAUAAGUUUGUCCCAGUUUUUGAGAAAAAUGCUCGUAUCCUUAUAGAAAAACUGGGAGGAAUGGUGGGAAAGGAAUUUGACAUUAUGCCUACAAUUUCCCUUUGCUCCUUAGAUAUCAUAAGUGAAACGGCUAUGGGUCUAGAAGUAAAUGCUCAAAAGAAAGAAUCAAAAUAUGUGAAGGCAGUGAAUGAAUUGCUAGAGAUCAUAGCCCAUCGCAAUUUUGAUGUGAUCCAGAGGUCUUUCAUCUUUGACUUUCUACCGGAAGGGAGACGCCAUAAUAAACUGAUUAAAUAUCUUCACAGCGUAACUGAAAGU